AUGUCGAAGAAUCCCUACGCCAGGCCUGCUACCCCUCCUCCCAGCUUGCUGGGCCGCUAUCGCCAAUUGUCCACUACCGCUGGUGUCCAUGUUUCUCCUCUCCAACUGGGAGCGAUGAGCAUCGGAGACAAGUGGGGUCCUUUCGGAAUGGGAGAGAUGGACAAGGAGUCCAGCUUCAAGCUCUUGGAUGCCUACUUUGACAACGGUGGAAACUUCAUCGAUACUGCCAACGGAUACCAAGAUGAGACCUCCGAGCUCUUCAUCGGCGAGUGGGCUGAGAAACGAGGGAUUCGAGACCAACUCUUCAUCGCCACCAAGGCAAGUUGCCUUAACUACACUUCCGACUACAAGCGACACGACCCCUCGAUUAAGCAACGUGUGCUGCUCUACGGCAACAGCGUGAAAUCUCUCCACGUCUCCGUCAACGCCUCUCUCAAGAAACUUCGAACCAACUACAUCGAUUUGCUUUACCUCCACUGGUGGGACUGGGAAACGAGCAUCGAGGAGGUGAUGAGGGGCCUGCACAACCUCGUGGUCCAAGGCAAGGUUCUGUACUUGGGUAUUUCCGAUACCCCCGCCUGGGUGGUCGCCCGCGCCAACCAAUACGCCCGGGACCAUGCCCUUACCCCCUUCGUCAUCUACCAAGGCGCAUGGAGCAUCCUCGAGCGCUCCUUCGAACGCGAGAUCAUCCCAAUGGCCCGCGCCGAGGGAAUGGCUCUGGCGCCCUGGAACGUCCUCGCAGGCGGAAAAUUCAGAACCGACAAGGAGGAAGAGGAGCGCCAAAAGUCGGGUGAACAGGGACGACAGAUGUUCAGCCCGGAUUGGCUCAGGAAUGACAAAGAGAAGGCUAUGUCUGCCGCUUUGGAAAAGGUGGCGAACGAGUUGGGUGCCAAGUCUAUUACAUCUGUCGCGAUUGCCUAUGUCAUGCACAAAGCUCCUUACGUCUUCCCAAUCAUCGGGGGUCGCAAAGUCGAACAUCUGAUGCAGAACAUCGAAGCGCUGGAACUCUCCCUGUCCGAUGAACAGAUUCAGUAUCUCGAGAGCAUCCUUCCUUUCGAGAUUGGAUUCCCUGGCUGGAUGGUCGGUACUGGUGAAACCCUUCCUAGAAUGACACAGUCUGCCGCCGUCAUCGAUAGGCAACCUCUCGUCGCCCCCAUCCGACCUGUGCCUCGAAAGUGA
Molecule: messenger RNA, 1179 nt
Organism: Coprinopsis cinerea okayama7#130
Lineage: Eukaryota; Fungi; Basidiomycota; Agaricomycetes; Agaricales; Psathyrellaceae
Product: aryl-alcohol dehydrogenase
Exons: 6
Coding region: 1-1179 (392 amino acids)
Source: RefSeq, a predicted model, not a curated record